AUGAAGCGACCUGCCAGUGCCGGUGCCAGCCGAGCCGCAAAGGCAAAGGCAAAGGCCGCUGCUUUGCCUCCCAUGCCGCCUGGGCCAGACAACGUGGAGGACCUCUUCCAGUGGGCCAGCGCAGUGAAGACCAAGUUGAUGGCUGACAGUUCUUUGUCGAACAACCUUGAGCACCGCCUAAAGCAAGGCAUAGUCAUUGACUCGGACCACAGUGGCAGCGGCAACGGGGAGGGCGGCUUGCUGUGCGCGUUGAAGAAUGCAGGAGUGGAGGAUGCUCAGGUGUGCAUUCACAGUGUUUGCGACAAGGACGCCAGCUGCCAAGCUCUGCUGAAGCUGCUGGUCUCGGAUGAAGGCGACGGUCCGGAUGGCAGGCUUGGAGGCGACCGCAACCAGCGGACGCGUGUGUUUGGAGACUUGGUGCAGCAGAUUCCGCACGAGAAGCUGGAGAUGCUUUAUGAGAUGCUGCCCAACGCAGAUGAGCCUCCUGAAGUCAAGAAGAAAGCUUAUAGAGAGGUGGCGAACCGCAUCAAGGGCAACAUGGAAGAGUUUUUGCCCAAGAACAGAACCCAGUAUGACAUGGUCAGCGGGCAGUUUGCGCCGGUGACACGCCAAGGCUGCGCCUCAGAGACAGUGCGCGUGAGAAUUUCUGGAACAGAGUGCUACCAGUGGUCUCGCAUGAACAAGAGCAGACUGCAAGACGGAGCAAGCAAUUUUUUUGUGUUUGUAGUCUGGGUUUGCGUGACCCUUCGCAACCUGUCCCAGAUUGUCAUCCACGAGAACGUUACUGCCCAUGAUGAGGAUAUUUUGUCCGAGUUCCUUUCAGGGGCGUAUGCUCUCCACGCCUUUGAGGUCUCUCCGGAGCACCUAGGAUGGCCUGUGCGGAGGACAAGGCGGUACACAGUGGGAGUCCUGCGCAGGGGCUGGUUCUUUACUGGCGAUGUGACGCGCUUUCUACAGAUCUUUGGGAUGUCCCCGACCUUGCUUGGCUCGGCUCCGGAGGGGGACGUGGCCUGCUGGCUGCAAGAGGCUGCCGCCAAGAAGCACAAGGUCAGCGCUGAUGGCCACAUCGAUGCUCGCGCACUCCUGACUCCUGCUCAGAAGCGGCGGCUCAAAAACACAGAGGAGAAGAUGCGCGGGCUUGAAGUGCACAGUUGGGUCUGCGACGUUCAACAGGAAGUGGAUUGGACAAAGACAAACGAUUUUGUUCCAGUGCUCCUUCGCGGAAGCCUUCUUUGGAGCAACACAAAGGAACGCUUGGCUUUGGCGUCUGAGCACCUCCUGUUUCAAGGAGUUCCCUGCUUCCGAAAGCUUGAUGACAAGGUGGCGCCCUGCAACUGGCCACAAAUCAUGUGCGUGAGCAAGCAGAUGGGCUUCAGUGAGCACUGCUGGAAAUCUAUGGCUGGCAAUGCCAUGCACAGAGCAGUUGCUGGGCUGCUUGGCGCAUAUGUCAUCGCCAACUUGCGGCGCAAGGUGAAGCCGCACCCCGCCUCGGGCCUUUCCCUGGGAUCCUUCCUUGUGCCAGAGCCCAAGCCGCCGACAGAUGUACGAGGUGGUGGUGAAAGAGGUGAAGAGGCUCAAGAGUGUGCAGACAUCAAUAGCCCUGCAGCAGGCGCAUACAGGACUCCUAACAAGAAGAAGGGGGCUGGGCCGCUAGGCCGUGGCGCGAGCUGCAUGAGUCUUGGGUCACUUGGGUCCGCCGCGUCCGCCAGUUCGAUGUCGCCUUUUUUGAGCCCGCCGUAG
Messenger RNA from Effrenium voratum, 1740 nucleotides. NCBI's taxonomy places the organism in Eukaryota, Dinophyceae, Suessiales, Symbiodiniaceae. The record is from the annotation of a GenBank genome assembly.